AUGGCAUGCCAAGAUCUUCUUGCUGUUGUUGCACUUGUUUUCAUGGUUGUUGUUGGGGCAUUUGCUAUCGAAUCGUCACCUUCACCAGUCCCUUCCAAGGCAUCUUCACCUUCGAAGUCACCAUCUCCUUCUUCUCCGGCUUCUUCCCCCAAGUCCCCCUCCUUUAAGUCACCGUCACAAUCCUCUAAUGGCUCCUCUUUUUCACCAUCAAAGUCCGAAGAAGGAGUACCCAAUUCAUCUCAUCCUGGAUCCCUGAAUAGCUCUCCAAGCUCUUCUUCCCCUAGCUCUACUUAUCUGGUUUUUGGUGGGUCAUCCACAUUACUGAUAGCUUGUUUGCAAACUGUUACUGUUGGUUUAUCCACACUAAGCUACGGCUCUUAA
Molecule: messenger RNA, 381 nt
Organism: Gossypium arboreum
Lineage: Eukaryota; Viridiplantae; Streptophyta; Magnoliopsida; Malvales; Malvaceae
Exons: 2
Coding region: 1-381 (126 amino acids)
Source: RefSeq, a predicted model, not a curated record